CUCUUCGUCUGCUUGUCUCCUCAAAAUAUUUUCUCUCUACCUUUUACCCCAACAACACAUAUCCCAUCUUCAAUUUUUCUAGAACUAUUACAUCAACAUCAAAUUACUCCAAGCCACACUAUAGUCUAUCAAACCAAAACCCAAACUCCAUCGCAAAGAUGCCCAUGACAUGGAACGAGGCGGCAGAUGCUAAGCUACUUACAGCCAUCUUGCAGACCAUCAACACCAAGCUCGACUAUCCCCGUAUCGCCCAGCUCAUGGGUCCCGAAUGUACUAUCUACGCUAUCCAGCACCGCCUCCGAAACCUGAGGGAGCGCGCCAGGCCCGGACCCACCGCCGCAGACGGCCCUCCCGCCCUUCCCUCGACCCCUACCAGGGAUUCCACCGGCGGCGUUGAUCCUGCCUCCGCUCACGGCACCCCCGCAUCUGGGCCGAGGAAGCGAGGAAGACCUCCCAAGGUGAAGGUGGAAGCCGAUGGUAGCGCUGAGGCGGCGCCGGUGACUCCGAAGAAGAGAGGCCGCGCUAAGAAGGUCAAGGCUGAAGAGAUGGAAGAGGAGGCUCCGCAUGCAACGACCGACACGACUGAUGGAUCUCAGCCUGUGUAUCAGAGUAUUGAGGAUGCUUACAUGCAGGAGGCGAUCUGAUUCGCUUUCCUAGAUCUCGGGUCUGAUCUUUUUGUGAUGUACUUAAUCUGGCUCUUGAGCUGCAACUUUAUUGUGGGGAUGGCGAAGCUGGGUUGUGCUUCGGAAUGUCGAAGAUAUGAGAUGGGAUUUAUUGCAGUUCUAGGUUGGGGGGUUCUAGUUCUACGUGGGAUAGGCACUGGUGGAAUCUCGAUGAUCAAGCUGUAAUUGCAGUUCUUGUAUCUCAUUCUUGUGAAAGUGGCAUCAUUGCUAGAAAAUGCAGUACU
Molecule: messenger RNA, 907 nt
Organism: Aspergillus aculeatinus CBS 121060
Lineage: Eukaryota; Fungi; Ascomycota; Eurotiomycetes; Eurotiales; Aspergillaceae
Exons: 3
Coding region: 159-644 (161 amino acids)
Molecular function (GO): DNA binding
Source: RefSeq, a predicted model, not a curated record